Messenger RNA from Helicoverpa zea (corn earworm), 1885 nucleotides. RefSeq names its product pre-mRNA-processing factor 17. Gene Ontology annotation, cellular component: catalytic step 2 spliceosome. NCBI's taxonomy places the organism in Eukaryota, Metazoa, Arthropoda, Insecta, Lepidoptera, Noctuidae. Gene Ontology annotation, molecular function: mRNA binding; protein binding. The transcript is spliced from 11 exons. The coding region runs from base 134 to 1864 and encodes 576 amino acids. Gene Ontology annotation, biological process: mRNA splicing, via spliceosome. The record is from RefSeq and is a predicted model, not a curated record.
GUUUCAAGAAAAAGCGUAAUGACAUGGACGCUUCGCAAUAAGUUUGUUUGCACAUUUCUUGUAAAAUAAAACACAUUGUUUUGUUAUGAACAAAUUUUAAUUGAAUAAAACUUAGUUACUAGCGCUGUACAAAAUGCUAAAUAUACAAAACUACGGUAGCAGUUCAGAGGAGGAAGAAGAAAAUGAAACUAAAACAAUCAAAGUGGAGAGUAACGAAAAGUUACUUGCACAUCUAAAACCAGUUGAUACUAAGUUCUCCGUAGCCAAAUCUAUGCAAAUAUGUGCUGCACCUAUUGUUAUGCCCACAAACAGUGAUGACACAAGAGUACUAAUACCAAACAAUCAAGAAUUAAUGCACAAUCCCAAGUAUGAGGAACUCUUUGCUCCCUCAUAUGGACCAGAGAACCCUUUCCAAACUCAACAAAUGAGGGCCAAUAGGAAUAUUCUCUCUGGUUACGUAGAAAAGGCACAUAUAAGUGACUUUCAGUUUGAAAAUCAGAGGAGAACAUUUACGAGUUAUGGACAUGCUGUGGAUCCUUCUACUGAUGGUGACGCGGGGAAUGGGGAUGCUAUUGUAGUGUCAGCAAUGGUAGCGCCCCCAGAGGAAGCAGUAGGCAAGUCAGUGUUUGAGACCAUCAAGAAGAGACCACUGGACAAGAAGAAGAGGACCAAGAAUGACAACCCUGAAGACAUUACAGGCUUCCUCGGACCUUGGGGAGGCUAUGAGGGUGAACAGAGGGUAAUGAGGCCGGAAGGUGAAGAGGCGAAAGAAUUACAAGAAAUUGUGGCCAAGAGACAGAAGAAGGGCAAAGUGGAUGAUGACAAACCAUUGGAAGAGAAAUCUAUAUUCCAUAUCGACAACCCGACGGACUACCAGGGCCGGUCGUGGGUGCAGGCGCCGCGCAGCGAGACGCAGCUGCGCAGCGAUACCCCGCCCGACAAGUGCUUCCUGCCCAAGGCACACAUCUACACAUGGAAGGGCCACACGAAGGGCGUGGCGAUGGUGCGGUGGUUCCCCAAGACUGCGCAUCUCAUGCUCUCCGCAGGGAUGGACUGCCGGGUCAAGAUAUGGGAAGUAUAUGGAGAUCGUCGAUGCAUACGAACGUAUUUUGGCCACAGACAAGCUGUCAGAGAUGUUAACUUUAACAACACGGGUGAUAAAUUCCUAUCUGCAGCAUAUGACCGCUACAUAAAGCUAUGGGACACAGAGACAGGGGAGUGUAUAUCCAGGUUCACUUCCCGGAAGGUGCCUUAUUGUGCCAAGUUCAACCCCGACGAAGAUAAACAGAACCUAUUCGUAGCUGGUACCUCUGAUAAGAAGAUUAUUUGUUGGGACAUCCGCAGCGGUGAGAUAGUGCAGGAGUACGACCGUCACUUAGGAGCAGUGAACACCAUCACCUUCGUGGACGACAACCGACGCUUCGUCACCACCUCCGAUGAUAAGAGUCUCAGGGUUUGGGAGUGGGACAUACCAGUAGACAUGAAAUACAUAGCGGAUCCUUCCAUGCACUCUCUGCCCGCCGUCACCGUGUCGCCCAACGGCAAGUGGCUCGCGUGCCAGUCCAUGGACAACAAGGUCAUUGUGUUCAGCGCACUGAACAGGUUCAAGAUGAACAGGAAGAAGACUUUCAGUGGUCAUAUGGUGGCUGGGUACGCUUGUUCUGUGGAUUUCUCGCCUGAUAUGAGCUACCUGGUGUCGGGCGAUGCCGACGGCAAGUGCUACAUCUGGGACUGGAAGACCACGAAACUGUACAAGAAAUGGAAGGCGCACGACGGCGUCUGCAUCACGUCUCUAUGGCACCCACACGAACCCAGCAAACUGCUCACAGCAGGCUGGGACGGCGUUAUCAAGUACUGGGAUUAAAUAAAAUGACUGACUCCAUGA